Molecule: messenger RNA, 1556 nt
Organism: Colletes gigas
Lineage: Eukaryota; Metazoa; Arthropoda; Insecta; Hymenoptera; Colletidae
Product: tigger transposable element-derived protein 2-like
Exons: 1
Coding region: 147-1556 (469 amino acids)
Cellular component (GO): nucleus
Molecular function (GO): DNA binding
Source: RefSeq, a predicted model, not a curated record
AGGACGAAAGUGACUGCGAAGGAAAUACAAUUAAUGCUGCAGAAAAUGGUGGGGGUAACUACGCGACAGUUUGCAGGUCAGACUGACAGUUGGAAGGACAGUAUUGCAUUAGUGUAUUUGCAACAAUAGCAAGAUUAACCGUCGAUAUGGCAUCCGUCCCUCCACGAAAAGAGCAAAAUACUGUUGCAAAACGGUUGGAGAUUCUCCAGAAGUUUGAAAAAGGCGUACCUGUUGAACAGCUUGCUGCUGAAUAUGGUAUCAAUAGGAGAACUAUAUAUCGAUACCGAAACAAUGCAGCAUCGAUUCGAGAAUUUUCGGAGAAUCCGAACUCGAUGGAUUUGAAAAAAAAACCGACACUGUUGCACGAAGAUGUAAAUAACCGGUUAUAUGCGUGGAUCAUAGAAAAACAAGCUUCAGGAGAGAUCUUAACCGAUACUCUUCUGCAGAAGAAAGCUAGGGAAUUGCAUGCCGAAUUUGCAGGUCCGUCGAAUUUUACAGCAAGUCGAGGUUGGCUCAAGUGUUUCAAAAGGAGACACGGCAUGCAUCUUACUAGCAUUCACGGAGAGAAACCCAAGGCGCAUGAAUUAGCUACGGAAAAAUUUGUAGAAGAAUUGUCGGCAAUGUUAGAUCAAGAAAACAUCGAUGAAGAGAACGUCUAUAACGUGGAUGAGACGAGUUUAAUGUGGAAAGCCCUCCCGCAAAGAACAUUGGCUCACGAAGGAGAACAUAACACAAAAGAUAGAAAAGUAAAAAAAGAUCGCGUCUCUGUGGUAUUUUGUACUAAUGCCACUGGCACGCAUAAACUGCCGCCAUUAUUUAUUAACAAAUACGCCCAUCCACGAGCUUUGAAGCAUUGCAUACUUACAUUACCGGUAGUGUAUAAAAGUCAAAAUAAUGCCUGCAUCGACGAAACCGUUUUCAAUGAUUGGUUCACCAAUCAUUUUAAACUCAGUGUGUGGCAGCAUCAGAUGCAAAAUUAUCAAGAGGGAAAAGUACUACUAUUAAUUGGCAAUUGUAAGGGGCAUAUGCCUUCUCAACAGCCAUGGGAAGAUUCCCGGUUUAAAGUAGUAUUUUUGCCUCCGAAUGCGUCCUCGGUUAUUCAGCCGUUGGACCAAGGUAUAAUUGCAGAAUGUAAGAAAUUGUUCCGGCACAAUCUACUUCGCCGAGUACUUCGAUAUGAUGGAAUUAGGCAAUUUUACGCGGAUUACGAUAUAAAAGACUGUAUAGACUUAAUAAGCGAAGCAUGGAAUGAAAUAACGGCAACGAGUAUUAAAAAUUCGUGGAGGAAACUUUUAAAUCGACCGCUAUCGGCUGAGAGUCCCGAAGAGCAAGAUUCAAAGGUCAAUAUUGAACAAAAUUCAGGACAACUCGGAGGAAGCAUUCCUACCGACGAAAUAAUAGAAUGGUUUUCGGAAUGCGACAAAGCAGAAUCAACUGUCACAGAAGAGGAAGAAAUGGAUCGUACAUUUAAUGCUUUAUUAUCUUGGGCAGAAACAAAACCCAAACGUAUUAAACUACACGCACAAUUUUUAGUAGAUUAUUAUAACCUAAAAUAA